AUAACGGACACGCCCGAAGAUUUCGACGGAGCUUUCUGAUAUUUGUCUGUGUAUGGCUUGACGAUCGAUCUUAAAGCGAGUUUGAGCAAAAAUGGAUACAGACGCUGCGUGUGUUUGGACGUUCAUUUUAUAUAUGGUGUGUCUCGAAAAAGUGAUUUCUGCUGAAACAGUCAUCGAAUAUUCUGAGGAUAAUAAACCAUGCACAUAUUUUGAGGGUACGAGACGCGCCAAGUACGAACCGGGCCUUGUGAACUGCUCGUGGUACUCGAGUAGUUCGUGCUGCAAGCGGACGGAAGUGACGUCAGUGUUCGCUUCAAACAUGAUGCCCCUGUACCGUGCCUCCGUCGACUGUCGCAAUCGGAUUAACUACAUGAUGUGCUACUUCUGUAGCCCCGACCAGUUUCACUGGUACAAGGAAGGUAAGGUACACGUUUGUGAGUCCUUCUGUGCGAGCAUCCACAUCGAGUGCAGAGAGGCAUUCUACAACGGCAAACAAAUCGGCGACGCAUAUAGAAACGGUACUGCAUUCUGCGAGGCCCAAAACUUCCUGGUCACUAACAGUAAAUCCUGCUUCAAGUUCGACGCAAAUGUAUUCGACGCAAGUCCUCCUGUACACAUAUCUCUGCAAAUGCUUAGCGGCGCUUUAGUGACUGUUACCUUGGCAAGGACUAUGAUACUUUCGGUAGUUUGAUAAUAUUAACUCCACCGAUAUUUACUGUAAUUCUAGACUGUUCAGUAAAACACAGACACUAUGCCCCUUUUGUAAAAUACUUCAGGACCAAAAUGCAAUGAAUUUCAAGGGUCAAAUUCAAACAAAAAUUUAAAUGUCCAUAUUCACACUCAAACUUUAUUCAUCUACGUUCUUUUUAUAACAGUAGUUUGGAAUUCUAGAGAAAUGUGUGGAGCUCGUUGCAUUUUAAGUUGCUCGCUCGCUUCUCAAUUUUUGCCGCAACAUGGAUUUACUACUAUCCACCUCAUCACACACAAAUUAAGGGCUGAGUGAAAACUGUUCUAUCUGUUUAAUAGAACUGUUAAAUAAAACUGUUCUUUCUGUUUAAUAAAACUGUUAAAUAAAACUGUUCUAUCUGUUGUAUCGUACAAGGAGGUACGAUACAACAGUUUCACACUUGAAUCCGCAUUCACGAAGAGAAAGAAAAGAGAAAGAUGUUCCGUUUGAAAGUGAAUAUAGAUUGUCUGAGUUUUGCUUUUUUGUCGUUGAAUACAAUGUGACGAAGAUUUGUUUUAGAAUUUAAUACUGCAAUUAAAAUUAAUUGAUGACGUUUUUGUACGACAGGCCUAUUAAAUGGGUUGUCGUCGUGCGGUUCUUAGUUAUCGGGUAGAAUAAAAAUCGGACACAAUACAUACUUCUUCGGUAUUCGUACUAAACCGCAAUUGCAUGAUUCGACACUCAUUAACUUAUUUACUUCUGACAUGUUUUGACAAACGCUUCAUAUUGAACAUUAAUUGCUUCAAUAAAAUGUUAUCGUUUA
Messenger RNA from Dreissena polymorpha, 1490 nucleotides. RefSeq lists its product as uncharacterized. The record is from RefSeq and is a predicted model, not a curated record. Gene Ontology annotation, cellular component: external side of plasma membrane. Gene Ontology annotation, molecular function: signaling receptor activity. Lineage: Eukaryota; Metazoa; Mollusca; Bivalvia; Myida; Dreissenidae. The coding region runs from base 92 to 691 and encodes 199 amino acids. The transcript has 4 exons.